CGCCUGUACAACAAAGAUGCUCUUCCCGCUCUUGCUUUGUCUCCUGGCAUUCAUCGCCCCGCUGGCUCGGUCCUGCAUCUAUCACGACUACUGCGUAGUCGGGGCUGGACCCAGUGGCCUGCAGAUGGGAUAUUUCCUGGAGAGCAAAGGUCGAGACUAUGUUGUGUUUGAGCGAUCGAAUAGUGCAGCUUGGUAUCAACGUCCAGUUCAACACAUCGGUCCAGCACAUCCAGCCAGUGGACAACAGCUCCGCCCCCGACGGUCACUUGUACAGGAUGGAAGACCAGAGGGGCCAGUGCUACGAGUGUCGGACUUUGGUAGUGGCCACUGGAAUAGCUACGCCAAAUAUCCCUGACAUGAAGGGCAUGGAGCUGGCCCAUGGGUAUGAGAACAUGUCACUUAACACAGACGAUUAUGAAGGCAAAACUGUUCUCAUUCUCGGUCGCGGAAACACGGCUUUUGAAAUAGCGACAAGCCUCUACGGCUCCACCAACUACAUCCAUAUGAUCGCCCGCUCUAGGGCAAGGCUAUCCUGGUCAACGCACUACGUGGGAGAUCUUAGGGCUGUUAACAACGAACUUCUGGACACGUACCAACUGAAAUCUCUGGACGCUGUGUUGGAGACAGACCUGGAUGAUUUGGCGCUAAUCAAACGGGGAGACAAGAUCUAUUUCAGCUACAAGGACGAAGAUUUUUUACCCACACGCUUCGACAACUCGGCGCUGCGCGACCCGUACGACAUUGUGAUUAGAGCGCUGGGCUUCAAGUUCGAUGACACCAUCUUCAAUAACACAAGAAUCACGAGAGGCAAGCACCGGGCCUCGAAGUACCCUGCCAUCAACCACAACUACGAGUCGGUGGACAAUUCUGGAAUGUUCUACGCCGGAACCGCCUCUCACUCCCUCGAUUUCCGGAAGUCUGCAGGGGGCUUUAUUCACGGUUUCAGAUACACUGAUGCUGGGCGAUAUCGCAAUAUUCUCAAAAGACGGCCAGUCAGCUCAGUACAUCGAGGAGUUCCCCAUCCACUUACUGCACGAGCUCACACAACGAACUGGGAUCCCGGCCUCCGAAGUACUGGUCAUUGUUAUGGAGUACGGAAAGAACUUCUCGGGACCUGGUAAUGACAUCUUUCGUAGUGACCGCGCAGUAGGAGAACCGUACGAGGCCCACGAGUCCAAUUUCCUGCACCCUGUCCUUUAUUACUACUCGUCACUACCAACAGAAUCCAUGAUGAAGUCUCGAGGCGCCAAAGACACGCUGCCCAGGCCUGACGCCCUUCACCACAUCGUGGAGGAUUUCACGGCCUUCUGGAUGUCCCAGCACAGCCACAUCUUGCCCCUCCGUCGCUUCCUGGAGAACAUUGCCAGCACUGACCUCAGGUCCUUCUUCUCCUCCAGCUGCUUCGAGGCGGCCAUGAAGUUCCCGGAAGUGCCAGACAGCUGUGGCCGGGGCUACAUGGAGGGACGAGGGUUGCUGGGAACGCCAGAGCUUCACCGCACCGCAAUCAAAUACGGCCUUUCGAAUAUAAUUUAAGCAGUGCGCAAGCCCAGAACAACAAGAUUCGUUCUCAAAUACAUUCUGGGUGGUUUU
This is a messenger RNA of Aplysia californica (California sea hare), 1590 nucleotides long. Its product is annotated as FAD-dependent oxidoreductase domain-containing protein 2. Lineage: Eukaryota; Metazoa; Mollusca; Gastropoda; Aplysiida; Aplysiidae. The record is from RefSeq and is a predicted model, not a curated record. Gene Ontology annotation, molecular function: monooxygenase activity; flavin adenine dinucleotide binding.